Heterotrigona itama is the source of this 1696-nucleotide messenger RNA. The record is from the annotation of a GenBank genome assembly. NCBI's taxonomy places the organism in Eukaryota, Metazoa, Arthropoda, Insecta, Hymenoptera, Apidae.
AUGGUAGGUUUGAACAGUUUGAGAAGUGGAUUAGAUUUCAACAAGAAUCAGUUUAAGAAUAAUUAUUUAGAAACAAGAUGUAGCACUUCAGUAAAUUUUGUUAUAUCAAAUAUGAAUAAUGUGAUACAUUAAUUAUAUGAAAUAGUCAAAUUCUCUUAUCUCAAUGGAGUAGGUAUACUAAUUGUAUGUAAUUCGAUGGACGUGAUAUACCUAUUUGUAAAAAUUUUUAUGGAGGUUUGUACGUCUCGUUUCCAUCUACAUGACGAUAAAUCGUUACACGUUCAUCGUUACGCGAUUGGUCGAAACGGUCCGACGUGAAUAUCAGCGGGUGGUAAAUACGCGCGGGGUUCACAAUAAAAGAUGCACAACGUUUUUUCAAGGGUGUCAAGGAUCCGUAAGAGUCAAUUCGGCGUGCGUCGUAGAACAAUGUAAAGUGUUUGCUCGCUGGAGAAUUUCAUAGGUAUUGUGCGUAUUAAUGCGCGCUUUUUCUUUUCGUUUCUUUUCUUUCUUUCUUCCUUUUUUUUUUCUUUUUUGUUUUUCUUUCUUUUUUUUCUUUUUUUUUUUGUUUCGCAAGCGAACGAUACGCCCUGUUUUGUUCCAGGCACAAAGAGGUCGAGAAUCUCUGAGAGCACUACGGGAACAAUGCUUUCCACGAGCGACACCGGUAACGAAGACGACCGUGACUCCGACUCUGGUGGAGAACUUCUUGCUGACCGUUCGCUGGAACUUCCUUGCAACAGCAGUGCCAACGUCGGUUGGAAUGGCCGAGAACGAUACAGCGCGGAAACGGUCGAACAGCCUGAACGACUCGGAGGAUGGAAGUCCGGAACCGGGUUCCCAAAGUCCGACGCAUACACCUCCAUUGACACCAGCGCUGACGCCGCAAAGGGAGGACACGCCGGCGCCAGAGAAUCUCAGCCUCCGCAAAAGCGGAAGCCCUCUGCAAACGCAGCAGACCCUUCAGCCAGUGGACCUGGUACAGCCUAGACCUAGCCCACCGUUACCUUCGUUGGCUGCUGCAGCGACGGCAGUACACUUUCCACCUUACGCCCCUCUCUAUGGUCCAGCAGCGAGUUCCCUUUACUGUUCUCCAGCGUUGUACCAGCAUCAGCACCACCAUCACAUGCCAGAGCCACGUGAGAUUCAAAUGCAGAUGCAGAUGCAAAGUAUCCAACAGACCUGCGGCCUCCAGUUGCAGCAGCAGCAACAGCAACAGCAACAACAGCAACAACAACAACAGCGAUCGCCCGUCGACGUUCUGCUACGAGUGUUCCCCGGAAGGCGUCGCGCGGACGUCGAGGCUCUGUUGCACCGGUGCAAAGAGAGAAAAGACUGGGGAACAAAAACUGGCAGGGGUGUCUGUGUCACAGGCGACGUGGUGUCGGCGAUGGAGGUGUUGGUAUGCGAGGACAAUCUCCAGCCGAAGUCUGCGUUCUCGCCGCUGGCGGGCGCGUUAGCGUCAGCUGCAGCCGCGUCUGCCUCGGUCUCAGCCGCGUACGCGAGCCGAGCCGCUUACUGCACCACUCCCAUACCAUCGACCAGGCACAGGUUCCUGGCAGCGCCGUACGCGGGUACCGGUUACCUGCCCACGGUGAUCAAGCCGCCCAAUCAGAGCCUGCACGCGAAUGGGACAGGCGACGCCUAUCGGGAGACUAGUCCCGACGACGCGAGCGACAAGACGAGCUAUUCCGAGUGA